UCUGCAGUCAACACUCGGCAACUCGAGAGCCGAGCGCAGGGUCGAACGACGAGCCGCUAGCAGCAGACAGGCAGAUCAGUACAUCUUGAGCAGCGGACGAUAGGGGGUCGUUUAUCUUCACACCGCUAAAUCCGUCACUGAAAAACUAUGACAGCGCCUUCUUUGUUCGGGACCGUGCUGCGCCUUCACAAAAGCAGGGUCCUGACAGCAGCACUUCGGGGCCAUGGGCUGCGUUUUGCCUCCUUUGUCCACCAGGAAGGCUACAUAGGCGGUCAGUGGGUACCUGCUGCAAGUGGCAAAUUAUUCCCUGUCACUAACCCAGCCAAUGGUGAAGUGGUGGGCAGUGUGGCUGACAUGGGAGAGGAGGAGACACAGGCUGCCAUAGAUGCUGCCCACACUGCCUUCCAGACAUGGCACAAGACAACAGCCAAGGAGAGGUCAGGUCUGCUGCGUCAAUGGUACAACUUGGUAGAGGAACACAAGGAAGAUCUGGCACGUCUCAUGGUCUUGGAGUCUGGCAAACCCCUGGUCGAGGCACGUGGGGAGAUAAGUUAUGGCAGUGCCUUCCUGGAGUGGUAUUCUGAAGAAGCCAGGAGAAUAUAUGGUGAGGUGGUGCAGAGUCCUGUCACCAGCAAGGAGAUGGUCUUCAUCCGUCGUCCCAUUGGUGUGGCCUCAAUGAUCACUCCAUGGAACUUUCCUAAUGCCAUGAUCACACGUAAGGCGGGAGCAGCUUUGGCCGCCGGCUGCACCUGUGUCGUCAAACCUGCCGAGGACACUCCUUUCUCUGCUUUGGCUCUUGCUGAACUUGCUGAGAAAGCUGGAAUCCCUCCAGGUGUGGUGAAUGUGGUGACAGCUUCCCGUGGCAACACUCCUGCUGUAGGCAAUCUGAUGUGCUCCAGUCCUAAAGUGGCUGGUGUCUUCUUUACAGGUUCAACUGGUGUUGGGAAAUUACUGUACAAUCAAUGUGCACAGGGAGUGAAGCGUAUUGGUCUGGAGCUUGGAGGCAAUGCACCAUUCAUUGUCUUCAAUUCUGCAAGUGUUAAAGAUGCAGUGGCAGGUCUCAUGGUGGCUAAGUUCAGGAAUGCAGGACAGACCUGCAUCAGUGCCAACAGGGUGCUGGUACAGGAAGGAGUGCAUGACCAGUUCUUGGCUGCCCUGAAGGAAGCAGUGGAACAACAGACAGUGGUGGGGGAUGGCAUGAAGGAUGGAGUCACUGUGGGCCCACUCAUCAAUGCCGCUCAGCUGAAAAGGGUUGAGAAGAUUGUGCAAGAGACCGUGGCAUGUGGAGCCCAGGUGGUAAUGGGUGGGUCAGUGCAUUCAGCUGGGGAAUGCUUUUUCCAGCCCACCAUCUUGACUGGGGUGACUGAAGACAUGCGUGCCUUUAAAGAAGAGAUCUUUGGGCCAGUUAUUCCAAUUAAAAAGUUCGAAACAGAGGAGGAAGCGCUGAAGACUGCCAAUGCUACUCAACACGGACUGGCCAGCUAUUUUUACAGCCAAGAUGUUUCUCAAGUGUGGCGAGUGGCACGAAGUCUGGAAGCAGGCAUGACUGGCAUCAAUGAAGGCCUCAUUUCUGCAGCUGAAGUUGCUUUUGGUGGCAUCAAGGAAUCAGGCAUUGGAAGAGAGGGUUCCAAACAUGGCAUUGAUGACUACACCUACAUUAAGUACUUGUGUUUUGGAGGUAUCAACUAGCUUCACCUUUGUAGUAAUUGUAAAACAUUAUAUUCUAAAAGUAAUUGUUGAAAUAGUUAUCCAAUACCUUCUAGAAGGAAUCCAUGGAGCAUCUCUUCCUGGUAGCAGCUUAAAGGCUGAAAAGAGCACAGCUAGUAAAUAUAUUAGGAUGAUUGUGCCCUCAACCAGCUCAGAUAAAUGAUUUAUGUUUGCCAUAUCAGCAAUCAUCAGUGUUCAGAGGAAAGUUUGAGUAAGACAUCUCUGUUCCAUGCAAUUGUUUGCAAAAGUAAUGAAAGUGAUAAAUGUAAUCCAGAUUACUAAACAAGAACCACGUUGUAUUUUUGCUUACUUGAGGUUGCAUCUGUCCAUGCUGCAACAAGUAAAGCUUCAGGUGGCAUCUUGUCUACCAUACUGCAGUCACUGGUAGACUGCAGUCGCAUGUGAUUGCUGCUGGUAAAUUACACAAUUGUUACACGAGUCAAUCUGUUCCCUUAUUGCUGCGAUGGUGACACUUUUUCUGUCAUCACUUCUUUAGAACGUACUUGAAGUAGCUCUCUAUCCCUCUGAAGCUUGUAUGUUACUGGCUAUCAUGCCUAAAUCUACCAAUAGGUAUGUCAAGAGUUAAUGGAUACAAAGUAUCCUGGAGUAAUUCAAAUUAAAGUAGAUAACUGUUA
Molecule: messenger RNA, 2342 nt
Organism: Portunus trituberculatus (swimming crab)
Lineage: Eukaryota; Metazoa; Arthropoda; Malacostraca; Decapoda; Portunidae
Gene: Ssadh
Product: succinate-semialdehyde dehydrogenase, mitochondrial-like
Exons: 12
Coding region: 148-1689 (513 amino acids)
Biological process (GO): GABA catabolic process
Molecular function (GO): succinate-semialdehyde dehydrogenase (NAD+) activity
Source: RefSeq, a predicted model, not a curated record